GUUGGAGCACAUGCACAUUGUACCACAUUUCUCACAGUAAAGCUUUGCAGACUGACAGCAGCACACGGACCUAGCUACUGAAGCCCGCAACGAGGACAAAUCUGGGACAUCAUUACGAGCUUUGGGAUUUUUCAUUUCUUUAAAACACUGGAGUGAACUUGCUCACUAAGGACCACAUUGAUUUAACCCCCUACUAUGGCAGCCCAAAUGGGACAACCUGUCUCAUCUCCAAAGUGGACUAUAAUUUUCUUUUUGACACUGCUGAGUCAAGUGCAAAGCUUUAAUUUGGAUACAGACCACACACUGCAUAAACUGGGAGACAGAGGGACAUUUUUUGGGUUUUCUCUGGCCCUCCAUCAGCAGGUCACUCCGGAGCCGCAGAGCUGGAUUCUGGUGGGUGCACCACAGGCUGCAGGACAGGGGGCACUUUUGGGCAGCAGACCCGGAGCUUUGUUCAGAUGUCCCGUUUCACCUGAAGAAUAUGACUGUGAGCGAGUGGACAUCGAUGGAGACGUGAGUCUAGAUAAAGAGAGCAAGGACAACCAGUGGCUGGGAGUUACAGUUAAAAGUCAAGGCAUUGGAGGAAAAGUUGUGACCUGUGCCCACCUGUACGAGCUACGUCAGCGUGUGAGGCAGCCCUCAGAGACGCGGGACCCCAUCGGCCGCUGCUACGUCUUGAGCGAGGACCUGACAGAGCGAGAUGACCUGGACGGAGGAGAGUGGAAGUUCUGUGAGGGCCGACCUCAGGGGCAUGAGCAGUUUGGCUUCUGUCAGCAGGGCAUGUCUGUCAGCUUCACUCCAGAUAACAACUUUAUACUGUUUGGAGCACCAGGGACUUACAACUGGAAAGGGCUGUUGUUCAUGGCUAGCCCGAUUGAAGAUGCGUUGCUGUACAAAACACUGGAACCCUCGAGUCGACCCACUGCAUUUGAAGACGUAGCCCAUAAUAGCUACUUAGGUUUCUCAGUGGACUCAGCGAUGGGAAUAAUGGCCCGUGGGGAGCUGACGUUCGUAGCAGGUGCUCCCAGGGCGAACCACACGGGGGCGGUAGUGCUGCUGAAGAAGGAUAAUGUGUACAGACUGGUGCCGCAGCAUAUCUUCUGGGGGGAGGAGCUGGCGUCUUCGUUUGGGUAUUCUGUGGCGACUACCGACCUCAACAAAGACGGAUGGACAGACUUGAUUGUUGGAGCUCCUAAUUUCUUCGACCGUAAAGCAGAGAUCGGAGGAGCAGUUUAUGUUUACCUGAAUCCUUUUGGCCACUGGGACGACCAUUCGCGUCCCAUCCGACUCAACGGGACCUAUGACUCCAUGUUUGGGAUGACCGUGAGCAGCAUUGGAGACCUGGACCAAGACGGAUAUGGAGAUAUUGCAGUUGGAGCUCCGUUUGAUGGAGACGGCAAAGUGUUCAUCUACAGAGGGUCUGAUUCUGGCAUUGAAACUAAACCAGCUCAAGUUUUGGAUGGCCGUGACUUUGACGUGAGGCGUUUUGGGUACUCUAUCUCCGGGGGUCUGGACAUGGACAAUAACCACUACCCGGAUUUGGCCGUGGGGUCUCUCAACGAUUCUGUGGUCCUCUUCAGGUCUCGUCCAGUGAUUCAUGUGGCCAGAGAAUUGACCAUUGACCCUCAGUACAUCGACUUGGGUCAUCACAACUGCAAAGGCCGUGAGGGAGUCUGUGUUGAUGUAAAGGCCUGCUUCCUGUUCACAGCCCAUCCAGAGCACUAUAAUCCACACAUCACCCUCGUGGUGCAUUUUGAGGCCGACACAGAGCGCAGGAAGUUGGGGCUCCCACACAGAGUGAACUUCCUGGGCCGAAGUUCACUGGAGGCGGAAUACACUCAGACUGAGGAGGUGGAGAUGCACAGACAGCGCCAACAUGUGUGCACUACCGCUACCUUCCAGCUACAUGAGAACAUUCGAGACAAACUGCGUCCGAUCUCCAUGGCAAUCACUCACACCAUUAAACCAGUGCCACCACGACGACAUUCUGGAGCCAAGAGACUGGAGAAGCUGCCUCCUAUUCUGAGUGUGUCCCCCUCCAACACUCUGCACUCUGAGAUAAACUUCCUGCGUGAGGGUUGUGGCAGUGACAAGAUCUGCCAGAGCAACCUGAGGCUCAGCUACCAGUUUGGAACACGACCUCUGACCUCUGACCUCUUCACCCCUCUGCCACGAGAUGAGGAGGAGGUACAGGUCUUCUCUCUGUCUGAUCAGCGUGUGGUGGUUCUGGAACUCACAGUCACAAACUUCCCCUCGGACCCUCUGAACCCCGAGGAGGAUGGAGAUGAUGCUCACGCCGCUCAACUCCUCAUCUCUCUCCCAAACACGCUGUCCUACGCUGGCUCCAGGCUGCCCCCCCAGAUUCGAUGCCAGGCGAACCAGAAUGGCUCUCAAGUGGAGUGUGACCUGGGGAAUCCUGUCAAAAGAAACAGCAGGUUAAAAUUCUCCAUCAGUCUGAGUACCGCCAACAUCACAAUUGAGACCACAGAGCUGACUGCAGAUCUGCUCCUGUCAACUAUCAGUGAGCAGUCUGACUUGACUCCAGUUACAGCUUUUGCCAAAGUAGUGAUAGAGCUCCCCCUGUCUGUCAGUGGACUGGCGAACCCGCACCAGCUGUUCUUCAGUGGGCCAGUGAAAGGCGAGAGUGCUAUGGCCAGUCUGGAGGAGAUUGGCAGCCCUGUAGAGUUUGAAUUUGUGGUUUCAAAUCCUGGCCAGGCCUUGCAGACUCUUGGCUCUGCGUUCCUCAACAUCAUGUUUCCUCAUGAACUGUCCAACGGGAAGUGGCUCCUGUAUCCGUCCAGUCUGAAGUUUGAGGGAAACCAGUGCAGCCCAAAAGGAGCGAUAAACCCUCUACAACUGCCUGCAUCUGUAAAUAACCAGCCAGAAAACCACAGGAUUGGGAGGACUCGUCGCUCUCACCCAGAGGAGGAGGGAGAGGUGAUGACAAAAGGAAACGGAGUAAGAACCACUCCGGCUGUGGCUGCUUCAGAGCGACGCAAGUCACUCAAACUGGACUGCCUUUUGAGCUCUGCUCGCUGUGUGCUCUUCCAAUGUCCUCUACACAGUUUCUCUGGCCAGGCUGUGCUCAAGAUACAGGCUCGACUCUGGGACGCCAGCUUUGUCGAGGAGUUCCCAUCGGUCAGUGCUCUGGAGGUGAUGGUCCGAGCAAACAUCACAGUCAAAUCCACCAUCAAACACUUGGUCCUCAGGGAUGCAGCGGCACAGGUCCCGGUGAUGAUCUACCCUGAGCCCGGCCUCUCAGACCAGUACUGGAUCCCCUGGUGGAUCAUCCUCAUCGCAAUACUGGCCGGGAUCCUACUGCUCACACUGCUCGUCUGUAUACUCUGGAAGUGUGGCUUUUUCCGUCGUGCUCCUUACAAAGACAAGCUGCCCCAGUACCACGCGGUGAAGAUCCCUCGCGAGGACAGACCACAGUUUCAAACACACAAAUCUGGAGGCGUACACAAAAAGGAGUGGGCUACACACUGGAGCGAUGGAUCGACUUUGUAAAAACAGAAAAAAGAAGAAAAAAAAAACUAUUUAAAAUCUACUUGUGUGACUUUUGCGUUGGCCUAAGCGGUGCACAUAGACUGUAAGAUUGUGUGCACGCAGGGUCACUUCUCGAUGGCUGAUUUCAUGGACUGGGAAUGUUUACCAUCCUGGCUGGUCUUGGAUUUUGAAGUUCACCCAAUGUCAAGAUUAACGGUAAUUAAUUGAGUGUUAAGAUCGGCUAAAGUUUGGUCUGGCACUCCAAGAGACAAGAAAAUGGACAAAAUCAACAAAACAAGCAUGGCAUUUUUACACCAGAGGAACUGAGGACACGUUGGGAAGAUUUCAAGCCAUUUUUGCCUUAACUACAAGACUGAUCACUGAUGGACAACAAUAGUUUUUAUAUAAAAUAAAUGAAUAAAUAAAAGAGAUAUGUGUGUGUAGUUAGCACUGAGGAACCACAGAGAAAUAGAGCUGUUUGUAAAAAGAUUUUAUGGAUAAAGUUAUACUGAAUGAUAGGCUUAUGGACUUGCUGUUUGUUUUGUAAAUUUGAAUGCGUUAGAAAAAUAAUGCUUUUUAAUGAGGAGUUUGUGUUGAUCUCUCCUGUUGCUAAAUGUACUGUACUUAACAGGGGCCUGGCCAGUCAACAGUUGCAUUGUUAAUUUAUUCAACUUAAAAUGGGGUCGUAUCAAUAUCAUAAGACCAUAAGGACUAAGGUAGGGCCAAGGGAGGCUUCUAUUAAAGAAAGCAGGAAAAAAAAGAAAAAAAAAAAACUCUCCCGUGGUUCCUUUACUGACCCCUUGUGGAUGCAGUUGGUGUUUUAUCCAGGUUAUGAUAUAUUUCUCCAUUUAGACAGUGGUUCAUUUUCAUGUUUUUUUUUUUUUUUUCAUUAUUCCCUAAAAGAUGACAUCAGGAAUGUGUGUGUGAUUGGCCAGGCCUCUGUAGCAGGUGACAUCCUGAGUGAACUUGAACUAAAAAAACACAGUACAGCCGUAACCAUGGCACCAACAAUUCAACCAAAUAUGUCUGAAAGAAGAAACUCUUAGUGAAUAGUGUCUCACAAUGUGAGCAUUUACAGUAACACUCGCAACUACUCAUGUAGUUUGAAGCACCACAGCUGCUGUUUACUGAGAAUAGUAGUUUGCAUUUUAGCAUUGGGAUAAAAAACAGUGUGAAACACUGUACAUUUUUAUCAUGUAGACAUGCUGCUGAAGUGCAGUCGGCAUUGAGUUAUUGCAGAAGUAACAUCCUCCCAUUGAACCAAGUGCCUUUGAAAGAACAGGUACUCAGAGUGUAGACCUCUGCCAAGGCAUUACACUUAUUUGAACUUUAAUGUUAUUAGUCCACAUGUUUUCACUGGUCUAUUCAUGAAUGUGUGACCACGGCAGUAACUCCUCCAGUGCUGUAAGAGGAUGUUGUCACUAAUAAUAAUAAUGAUAAGUUUGUGUAUCAAAGAGUUAAAGUUUGGAAGUAUUGCUGGACAAUCGAGUAUUGGCUGCAUGAGGCUCAUGUCACUGUCCUGAUGUCCCUCUCUUCUGUCAUGGUUCAGUUCAAGUCUAUAGUUUUUGUUUUGGCUGCACUGUUAAAUCAAAAGUUUGUAAAUAAAAG
Molecule: messenger RNA, 5097 nt
Organism: Boleophthalmus pectinirostris (great blue-spotted mudskipper)
Lineage: Eukaryota; Metazoa; Chordata; Actinopteri; Gobiiformes; Gobiidae
Gene: itga7
Product: integrin, alpha 7
Exons: 25
Coding region: 196-3510 (1104 amino acids)
Biological process (GO): integrin-mediated signaling pathway; cell-cell adhesion; leukocyte migration
Cellular component (GO): integrin complex; external side of plasma membrane
Molecular function (GO): integrin binding
Source: RefSeq, a predicted model, not a curated record